Molecule: messenger RNA, 1714 nt
Organism: Dermochelys coriacea (leatherback sea turtle)
Lineage: Eukaryota; Metazoa; Chordata; Testudines; Dermochelyidae
Gene: C8H5orf58
Product: chromosome 8 C5orf58 homolog
Exons: 3
Coding region: 1171-1545 (124 amino acids)
Source: RefSeq, a predicted model, not a curated record
CUCCCACUGGGUGUGGGGGGAGGCUCAGGCCUGCUGGGGAGUUACCGGGCUCCAGCAGGGUGGACAAAGGAGUGCAAGUCCCGGGGUGGAGCGCUGAGGGGCCCAGCAUGGCCACUUCCUGCAUUUACUUGGUCCAAACUGGGCUCUCCUCGGGGGCAGGACGUUCAGGCCAGAGGGCUCCUGCUUUUGGGGAGCCAGCAGUCAGGGCGUUGUGCUGCACCUUAGCUUGUGCGUGCGUGAGGUGGGGCUGUGUCUGAGUUCCCUGCAGCUACACCUCACUGAUUUCAUAUAUAUCCCAGAGUCCUGACUAGGAGAUCCCCAAACCAAGACCAUACAGGGGGACUCCUUCAGGCAAACACUGGUAUUGAGGUUUUCGUGUUCAUACUGAGCCCUUCUGCAGACACUCUACAGGGCUCUCAUCUCAUUGUUGCCUGCUUCUUGUGAUCAUCAAAACAGGGCUAUAUGCAUUUUGGCUGCCCUGCACAGAUCAAAUCCGGGUCCUUUCACCAUGUAUAGCCUUUGUGAAUCAUAUAGGUACCUCAUGAAAAUCAAAACAGGCCUGUUUUCCCCCUACAAGUUCAUGAAACUUUCUGUUUCCAGUGAUGACACACAACACAAACUUAAAUGUCAAAGUGAGGGAAUGUUGUUUAGUGGUUAGACCAGGAGGCUGGGUAUGAGGAGAUCUGUUGGUUAUUCCCAACACUGCCACUGACUUGCUCUGUGACAUUGGGUAAAUUACAUAUUCUCUCUGUCUUAGUUUACCCAUCUGUAAAUUGGUGAUAAUUACCCAUUUGGGUAAAAUGUUUUUAGAUUCUUAGAUAAAAGGUGUCAUAUAAGCACAGACUAUUAGUGUUUUAUGAUUUUGUAGGAGGAAUUGAAGGCCAACCUUCAGAAUGUUCCUAAUUUUGAUCUCAGGAUCAUGGCUGAAAGUACUGUAAAGGUACCUUUUCAGUAGUUUAUGGUCAGUCCUUAACUCAUAGCAGUUUAAAGGAAGGCCAAAUCAGUUAAUAGAAACAUUUAGAUUUAGAAAAGUAAAAGAUUUCUUAUUUAAAAAAGGUACCCACUCAUUUGAAAUGACACUAAUGAAAAUAAAAAUGUAAUCAAUGUUACCCAGUCCUACAUUUUAAUUUGUGUCUGCAAUGCAAGGAUAUUUUACUUUACUGAAAAAGUAUGAGGCACACUUUACCCCUUCUCUUUAGUACUCUUUUGUCUCUAAUUAAUGAUUUUUACAUGAUAACAAGCCCCCCAGCUUGCAGGAAUAAGAAACUGGACAAAACAUCUAUGUUAAAGAUGUUUAACAGUGAUUUUGCUGAUCAGCAGUUCAGCCUGGAAACUGCAAUUAAAAAUAUUGAUAAAAUGUCCAGUGAGUUGAAGAAGCUAAAUGUGCAAAGCCAACUGCUGCUCUGUGACCUUACUUUGAACUUCAGUCAUCCUGUGAAGACCAAAGUUUCAAGGGAGGUAGAAGAAAAGAAAACAAAUUUUGAGGAAUUACCUUAUUCCAUCAAGUUCCAUGCUGAUGCUUCCAUUACCAAUUCUUCUCUUUGAGCCAUUAAAAUUUCAGCAUGGAUUUCUGCUCUGGUUCAAGCUUUUAUAAUAUGACAUUUUAUGUUAUCAGAGUAUGAAAAGUAGUAUCCGAAGAAUGUUUCAAUAUGUGAAAAACAAAUAUUUGAAUAACUCAGAAAAGCUAAAAUAAUAAAAAGGCAAAUAAUUGGUC